Messenger RNA from Drosophila melanogaster (fruit fly), 218 nucleotides. It is a transcript of the gene BomS5, whose product is annotated as bomanin short 5. Gene Ontology annotation, biological process: defense response. The transcript has 2 exons. Bases 31 to 153 code for a protein of 40 amino acids. The record is from RefSeq and is marked reviewed. Gene Ontology annotation, cellular component: extracellular region. Lineage: Eukaryota; Metazoa; Arthropoda; Insecta; Diptera; Drosophilidae.
AUCAGUUUCAUUUCAACCGUUGCCAACAAUAUGAAGUGGAUGUCCUUGGUCUUUCUAUGCGGUCUGCUCGCCAUGGCAGUGGCUUCUCCGUUAAAUCCGGGUAAUGUCAUUAUCAAUGGAGAUUGCCGUCAUUGUAAUGUUCGCGGAGGCUAAAUUGGAGUUAUAAAACUUUGAUGUUUAGUAACUACAAUAAAACUUAUGAAAAAUACAGAUUGUGC